This is a messenger RNA of Drosophila busckii, 911 nucleotides long. Its product is annotated as serine protease 1. Gene Ontology annotation, biological process: proteolysis. The transcript has 2 exons. The record is from RefSeq and is a predicted model, not a curated record. NCBI's taxonomy places the organism in Eukaryota, Metazoa, Arthropoda, Insecta, Diptera, Drosophilidae. Gene Ontology annotation, molecular function: serine-type endopeptidase activity. Bases 30 to 851 code for a protein of 273 amino acids.
GUCUCACAGUUGAGUGUUAAACAAUCAACAUGAAGUUCCUGAUCAUUCUUACCUUGGCCGUGGCCGCCUCUGCCUUCCCCGGCGAGCUGGUUCACCGCAACCGCGUCAUGCCCGUGAUGGAGGACAGCAUUGAGGGUCGCAUCACUGGUGGACAGUUUGCCAGCGUUGGCCAGUUCCCCUAUCAAGUGGGUCUAUCUCUGAAGGUAAGCGCCACCGGCUCUGCCUGGUGCGGUGGAUCUUUGAUUGGCAAGGAAUGGGUUCUAACUGCUGCUCACUGUACCGAUGGUGUUCUGUCCGUGACUGUCUACUUGGGUGCCACCAAGCGCACAUCCCCCGAGGUUAAGCACACCGUCGAUAAGGCCAAUAUCAUUAUCCACUCCGGCUGGAACAGCAAGAAUCUGAGGAACGAUAUCUCCCUGAUCAAGAUCCCCUCUGUUUCAUUUAGCAGCAAUAUUCAAACUGUGAAGAUUCCCGCUGUGGCCAGCUCCUACAGCACCUACGAAGGUGUGACUUGUGUCGCUUCAGGCUGGGGCAAGCAGAGCGACUCGGCUGCAGGCGUUGGCGCUAACUUGGCCUAUGUCGAUCUUGUUGUCAUUUCAAACACGAAGUGCGCUCAAACUUAUGGUACCUCCACUGUUACCGCCAGUAACGUUUGUGUUGCCACCCCCAAUGGCCAAUCCACCUGCAAUGGCGAUUCCGGCGGUCCAUUGGUCGAUAAGUCCAGCAAAGUCCAGAUUGGUCUGACUUCUUUCGGUGCCGCUGCCGGCUGCGAAAAGGGCUACCCAGCUGCCUUCACCCGCUUGACCUCAUAUUUGGAUUGGGUCAGCGCGCACACUGGCGUCAAAUAUUAAGCCACCCAAGGAACUUCUAAACUGCAAUAAUAAAAACGAAAAUUUCAUAAAAAAAAAUUA